CAAAAGCUCACCUUCGACUGUUCCUAUGGAAGCUAUAUAGUACAGUAUUCCGAAGUUAAUUAUUAUAGAAGCAUGGCAAAAUAUGUAAUUUUAGAUAACACUAAUACUUUUUAUUUAAUAUUGCUUCGAUUGAAUCGAUCACAAUGCAACAUACGCUGACCGCUGACAAAUGUCACAUCAGCGUAUUUGGGAAUAUGGAUCAAGUGCCGUUGACCGCGUACUCAUACGCUGCUCGCGAGUGUGCUGCAUCAGCGAAACCCAGCCAAGGCGGAUGCGGAAAGUUUAUGGUUAACUACUCCCUUUCUAAAGUGCGCUCGUCCCUGAUCGCGUUGAGGCUUCCCACCAGGUCCCUGAUCUGGCGGUCAUCACGUCGCUUCUGGAUGACUUGCGCGAGGAACACCGAACCGCCAAACAGAGCGCACAAGCCUAGUCCGAUGCGAAACGCCGCCUGA
This is a messenger RNA of Drosophila grimshawi, 452 nucleotides long. RefSeq lists its product as uncharacterized. Bases 144 to 452 code for a protein of 102 amino acids. NCBI's taxonomy places the organism in Eukaryota, Metazoa, Arthropoda, Insecta, Diptera, Drosophilidae. The record is from RefSeq and is a predicted model, not a curated record. The transcript is spliced from 2 exons.